Messenger RNA from Balaenoptera acutorostrata (minke whale), 6323 nucleotides. RefSeq names its product HECT and RLD domain containing E3 ubiquitin protein ligase 4 (gene HERC4). Gene Ontology annotation, molecular function: ubiquitin protein ligase activity. The coding region runs from base 415 to 3291 and encodes 958 amino acids. NCBI's taxonomy places the organism in Eukaryota, Metazoa, Chordata, Mammalia, Artiodactyla, Balaenopteridae. Gene Ontology annotation, biological process: protein ubiquitination; ubiquitin-dependent protein catabolic process. Gene Ontology annotation, cellular component: cytoplasm. The transcript has 24 exons. The record is from RefSeq and is a predicted model, not a curated record.
UCUCUGCCCCAACUCUUCCCCGCCCCUAGCGCUCUCCGCCUCGCUCGCCUCCUGUCUUUCCCCUCCCGCUCCAUCCGGGUUGCUGACGGCUGGCUCUGGGCUAGAGAGCAGUGGCGGCUGCUCUUCUCUGAGGAACCCGGUAAAGUUUCACAGGAGCCGAAGAGGUGAGCAGCGGAGCAGCUUCACCGACGCCGGAGGAGCUCUGGUGUUCGCAGCCACUGGCUGAAGGAGGAGGGUCCGGGAGCUGGAGACCUGUCUCAGCUGCUGCGCUGCCUCCCUCUUGCGGGAGGCGCCGCCCCCAGCCGCCCUGGGCUUCUCCUGCCUUGAGGGGCAGGACAUAGGGAUACCUCCAACUUGCCAGUGUUUCAGAAGGGAGUGUUUUAUUGAAACUGGAAGACCAAAAGAAUUACAAACAUGUUGUGCUGGGGAAAUGCAUCUUUUGGACAGCUAGGUUUGGGUGGAAUUGAUGAAGAAAUUGUACUAGAGCCCAGAAAAAGUGACUUUUUUAUAAAUAAAAAGGUUCGAGAUGUAGGAUGUGGACUCAGACAUACUGUAUUUGUUCUGGAUGAUGGAACAGUAUACACAUGUGGAUGUAAUGAUCUAGGGCAACUAGGUCAUGAAAAAUCCAGAAAGAAACCAGAGCAGGUUGUUGCGCUGGAUGCCCAAAAUAUCGUAGCUGUUUCGUGUGGAGAAGCUCAUACAUUAGCAUUAAACGACAAGGGCCAGGUGUAUGCUUGGGGUCUCGAUUCUGAUGGACAGCUUGGCCUGCUAGGAUCAGAGGAAUGUAUCAGAGUACCCAGAAAUAUUAAAAGUUUGUCGGAUAUCCAGAUAGUACAGGUUGCUUGUGGUUACUAUCAUUCACUUGCACUUUCUAAAGCAAGUGAAGUCUUCUGUUGGGGACAGAAUAAAUAUGGCCAGUUGGGUUUAGGCGUUGACUGUAAAAAGCAAACUUCACCACAACUGAUUAAGUCUUUACUUGGAAUCCCUUUCAUGCAAGUUGCAGCAGGAGGAGCCCAUAGUUUUGUACUCACCCUUUCUGGAGCUAUCUUUGGAUGGGGACGCAACAAAUUUGGUCAACUAGGUCUUAAUGAUGAAAAUGAUAGGUAUGUUCCUAAUUUACUAAAGUCACUAAGAACUCAGAAAAUAGUUUAUAUUUGUUGUGGAGAAGAUCAUACUGCUGCACUAACCAAGGAAGGUGGAGUGUUUACUUUUGGAGCUGGAGGGUAUGGUCAGUUGGGUCAUAACUCUACCAGUCAUGAAAUAAACCCAAGGAAAGUUUUUGAACUUAUGGGAAGCAUUGUCACUCAGAUUGCUUGUGGAAGGCAGCACACUUCUGCUUUUGUUCCUUCAUCAGGACGAAUUUAUUCUUUUGGACUUGGUGGUAAUGGACAGCUAGGAACUGGUUCAACAAGCAACAGAAAAAGUCCUUUCACUGUGAAAGGAAAUUGGUUCCCUUAUAAUGGGCAAUGUCCACCAGAUUUUGAUUCUGAAGAAUAUUUCUGUGUAAAAAGAAUUUUCUCAGGUGGAGAUCAAAGCUUUUCACAUUACUCUAAUCCCCAGAACUGUGGGCCACCAGAUGACUUUAGAUAUCCUGAUCCUUCGAAGCAGAUCUGGACUGUGAAUGAAGCUCUAAUUCAAAAAUGGCUGAGCUACCCCUCUGGAAGAUUUCCUGUAGAGAUAGCCAAUGAAAUAGAUGGAACGUUUUCUUCGUCUGGUUGUCUAAAUGGAAGUUUUUUAGCUGUUAGCAAUGAUGAUCACUAUAGAACAGGCAUCAGAUUUUCAGGGGUUGAUAUGAAUGCUGCUAGGCUUUUAUUCCACAAACUUAUACAACCUGAUCAUCCUCAGAUAUCUCAGCAGGUGGCAGCUAGCUUGGAAAAGAAUCUUAUUCCUAAACUGACUAGCUCCUUACCUGAUGUUGAAGCAUUGAGAUUUUAUCUUACUCUACCAGAAUGCCCCCUGAUGAGUGAUUCCAACAAUUUCACCACAAUAGCAAUUCCCUUUGGUACAGCUCUUGUGAACCUAGAAAAGGCACCACUGAAAGUACUUGAAAACUGGUGGUCAGUACUUGAACCUCCACUAUUCCUCAAGAUUGUAGAACUUUUUAAGGAGGUUGUGGUACAUCUUUUGAAACUCUACAAGAUCGGCAUUCCCCCUUCUGAAAGAAGAAUUUUCAACAGUUUUCUUCAUACCGCAUUAAAGGUUUUAGAAAUAUUACAUAGGGUAAAUGAGAAAACUGGACAGAUUAUACAAUAUGAUAAAUUUUAUAUACAUGAAGUACAAGAAUUGAUAGACAUACGGAAUGAUUAUAUCAACUGGGUCCAACAGCAGGCCUAUGGAAUGGAUGUCAACCAUGGAUUAACUGAGGUGGCAGAUAUCCCUGUUACAAUCUGCACAUAUCCAUUUGUAUUUGACGCCCAAGCAAAAACUACUCUGUUACAAACAGAUGCAGUCUUACAGAUGCAGAUGGCUAUUGACCAGGCCCACAGACAGAAUGUCUCCUCUCUUUUUCUCCCAGUGAUUGAAUCUGUGAAUCCUUGCUUAAUUCUAGUGGUACGUAGAGAAAAUAUAGUAGGAGAUGCAAUGGAAGUCCUUAGGAAAACAAAGAAUAUAGACUACAAAAAGCCACUCAAGGUUAUAUUUGUUGGAGAAGAUGCUGUUGAUGCAGGAGGGGUACGCAAAGAAUUUUUCUUGCUCAUCAUGAGGGAAUUAUUGGAUCCUAAAUAUGGCAUGUUUAGGUAUUAUGAAGAUUCCAGGCUCAUUUGGUUUUCUGAUAAGACAUUUGAAGACAGUGAUUUGUUCCACUUGAUUGGUGUUAUCUGUGGAUUAGCAAUUUAUAAUUUUACUAUUGUGGACCUCCAUUUUCCUUUGGCUUUGUAUAAGAAACUGCUAAAAAAGAAGCCAUCUCUGGAUGAUUUGAAAGAACUAAUGCCUGAUGUUGGGAGAAGCAUGCAACAGUUACUGGAUUAUCCAGAAGAUAAUGUUGAGGAAACAUUUUGUCUUAAUUUUACGAUCACAGUUGAAAACUUUGGUGCAACAGAAGUGAAAGAACUGGUUCUAAAUGGUGCAGACACAGCUGUUAACAAACAAAAUCGGCAGGAGUUUGUUGAUGCUUAUGUGGAUUACAUAUUCAAUAAAUCAGUGGCUUCCUUAUUUGAUGCUUUUCAUGCGGGCUUUCAUAAGGUCUGUGGAGGAAAAGUCCUUCAGCUCUUCCAGCCGAAUGAACUACAAGCAAUGGUUAUUGGAAAUACAAAUUAUGACUGGAAGCAACUGGAAAAGGGGAAGUGCGUUUGAUCCCUGGUCAGGGAACUAAGAUCCCACAUGCCGCGGGGCAACUAAGCCCGCCCGCCACAACUACUGAGCUCACGCGCCUCAACAAGAGAGCCUGCACGCCGCAAACUAGAGCCCACACGCUCUGGAGCCCCCGUGCCACAACUAGAGAGAGAAAACCUGCACGCCACAACUAGAGAGAGACCCGAAGAGACAGUGCACCAUAACGAGAAGAUCCCGCAUGCCUCAACAAAGAUCCCGUGUGCUGCAGCUAAGACCUGAUGCAGCCAAAAAAAAUAAGGAAAAUAAAUAAAUAAAAUCAAUAUUUUUAAAAAGAGAAAGAGAGAAUAGGUGGGUGAGUUGAGUGACUUAGAACGAAGAAAAUUGAAUUUGAAGCCUCCAGAGGGACAGGGUUGUCAAGAGGCAACCAGUGUCACACUGCAGAAUCUCUGAAAGGCUCAGGAAUCGGCACAUCAUGCUACUGUAAUGGCAGGGAUGCAGGGCAGGGCUAAAAGCAAUAGGAUUACUUCAGAGCUAAUUUAAGGAAUUAUUAGACCUCUCACAUCCCCUUUCCUACCCAGCAAAAUACAACUCUGGAGAGAGGCUUUAGAAUCUGGGAAAACAGGUAGAACUGAAGCUGGCACUCAGAAAGCUGGUAGCCAGGCUUAAAUCCUCUAGGAAGGAGAUUGAAGAUUUUUUUGGGGGGUAAAUUGAUCUGCUGAAGAGAAGAAAGCUGUAUUGACUUUAAGGAUACCCCAGUGGAAAUGGACCCCACCUUCAGUCACUCUACAAUGAAAACAAUGUAAUGACCUCUCAUCACACUUUAGAUCCUACACAGUUUAUCCUUCUUGCCUCAUCUUCUUUCAUUCCUCCUCUCACUCUGCUUCAGCCUUAUUGGCUUCUUUGCUGAGCCUAGAACCCUCCAGUCUUGUGGCCUUUCUAUUUCCUGUGUCUGGAAUUCUCUUCACCUUGGUAAUUCCAAAUGUUUCUUGCUCUCACUUCCUUUAUGUCUUUAUAUCUUUUCAGAGACCUUCACUGGGUAACUUACUAAAAAUUGCACAUGUGCACAUAUACAUCCCUAUCUCCCUUCUGUGCUUUUUUCUUCUUUGAAUUUGACUAAAUAAAAUUUUACUUAAUUGUCUUUACUGUCUGCUGCUCCUUACCCCCCACUACAAAUGUAAGCACCAUAAAGGCAGGAUUUUUUUCUCUUUGUUCACUGCUGUAUUCCCAGAGCCUUAGAAGGGUACUCAGUAAGUAGUUAAAACCUUGCCUGAAGAUAUAACUGAUAGAAGUGUUCAUUCAGUAAGACAAGACAUUUUUUUAGUAUAUUUUAGUGUACUUAGUAUACUUAGUUUUUUCCACUGUGUACCUGAUUCAUUAUAAUUUCAUUGAUUAUGAUUUGUGACUUUAAAUGCUCUUCUUCAUCAGGACUGUGUACACAUUUCCCCAGAACCAUCUUGAGGUUAAAAAAAAAAAAAAAAAGGAAAAUAGAAAAAACUAGGCAUCCUCCUUUCAUUUCCCCACUAACAUGCUCACAGACUAAUUCAAACAAGUUAAUACGUCAGCUGAUUUCUAAAAUUCAAACCAUUUUCUCCAAACCUUUAUAAAUUAAUAGCAAAUAUGUUGUGGAUUUCUCAAGAGUUCAGUGAUUGAGAUAAUCAUGGCUACAAAAAGAGCCCCAAAUUCAAGAAGCCCACAAGCAAAUAUUCAUUGAGCCCCUACUGGAUGCCUGAUAAUAUGCAACAGAUUAGGAAGAGAGCAGUAAAUAAGAGUGAGACAUGGUCUUUGUCCUCUAUUAAGGAAGCUGGACAUUAAAUAAUUGAACUGUGAUGAAUAUAAAGGAAGAGAGUUUAGUGAAUGGUAUAUAAGGAGAAGCCUGACCUAGGGUACAGAAACUGGGAAAACCUCUCAUAGAUGGUACUGUUCACCAGGUAAGUAAGAACUUUGUUCACCGAAGUUUCCCCAUGGCCCCAAAUUUUGACUAAAGCUCAUUAUAUAUGUGCUGAAUGAGUCAAUGAAUGAAUUAGGUGACAUUUAAUCUGAACCCUAAAGGAUAAAUAGAAAUGAGCCUGAUGAACAAGGAAAGGAGGGGUGUGUGUUAUAGGGGAAGUAUGUUUGCUGUUCUGUUGCAAAUUACCCCAAAACAUAGUGGCUGAAAGAUGACAGGGACAUUUAUUAUCUCACAUAAUUUCUGAGGGUCUGGAAUUCAGAGGUGGUUUAGUCCAGUGAUUUUAGCUCAGACGUCUCUCAUGUGGUUGCAGUCAUAAUACUGACUGUUGCUGUUAGUCAUCUGAGAUUUAAGGAUAGAAUUUCCCUUCCAAGAUGGCUCACUCCCAUGGCUGCUGACCAAAGGCCUCAGAAUCUCACCAUGAGGACCUCUCCAUGGGGCUGUUUGAAUGUCCUCAUGAAAUGGCAGCUGGCUCCCCCUCAGAGUGAGUGAUCAAAAAGAAGCUAAAGCCACAGAAGUUUUUGUCAUCUAGCCUCAGAAGUCAUGUAUUUUCAUAUCUACAGUAUCCUAAUGAUCAGAGGUCAGGUCUGUUCGGUGUGGGCGGGGACUACACAAGGGUGUGAACAGCAGGAGGCAGAGAUCUUGGAGGGCCGUCUUGGGAACCACCACAGAAAAUUACUAGUGUUGCUCUUAGAGCCAUUUAUUUUUUAAAGAGAAGAUAGAAUAAUACAAAACAAUUAGUAUGACUUCUGUUCAUCAAUAUCGGGAAAGAAAAUUUUAUAAUUAUUACAGAUACUUAAUUCCAUGUUGAACUUUAAUAAUCCAUUAAUAUUUUAGUAAUUCUGGUUUAUCCUUUAAAUAUUAACUUUGGAAGAUGAUAUUACAAUCCUAUCAUGUUCUUUGAAUUGUUAGGGGGGAGACAUUUCUGCUGAUUCAUAGGUAUUUUCUUCCCUUUCCCCUGGAACUAAUAGUUGCAAAAUGCCCAAGAAGUAGUAAGUAAUUAACUUAAUCACAUGAGUUUCAAACACCUGGACAAUGUUAGCUUUAUGUGCUAAGGAAGCCAGUUUGUCAGAUUCAAGAUAUCCCUUAAUAUUAAUAAAAGGUUGUG